Molecule: messenger RNA, 552 nt
Organism: Necator americanus (New World hookworm)
Lineage: Eukaryota; Metazoa; Nematoda; Chromadorea; Rhabditida; Ancylostomatidae
Exons: 2
Coding region: 1-552 (183 amino acids)
Source: RefSeq, a predicted model, not a curated record
AUGUACGCUCUCGCACGGCAAUUCACUACAUACGAAGAUGACUCAAAAGAAUACGCGCUCCUAGCCAUCCUGCUGAAUAAGCUACCACGUCGCAUCCGCAGCCGCAUUUACGACGAAGGCAAAAACCAAGAGAAUCUUGUACCGACGGAACUUCUGAGGAUACUAACCAAGAUCGUCAGAAAGGAGACAACGCUCGAAGAAAUGGAGGACCAUCGCGACUACACCAAUGAACUCUAUAUGAACGCAGCGUACCAGCGUCACUACAAGACGAAUACGAUACCCAAUACAGAGAAGUCCAAAUUCUCGGGACAAGACAUCGCAAGAUCCAGAGAUCCAUGCACCAAUCCUCGUCAACGCAUGCAUCCUUCGCAAAUGGUUUUCGCGGUUGUUGGUGCCGUCGUUGACGUGCUUCCUGUCGUCGUUGAUGAAGCUGACGUGCUCCCUGUCGUCGUUAGAGGAGUUGUCGUUGACGUGCUCUCUGUGAUAGUUACAGGAGUUGUCGUUGACGUGCUCCCUGUCGUCGUUAGAGGAGUUGUCGUUGACAUGCUCUAG